AUGUUCACGGGCCCACGAGAGCCUUCGCUGACGCUGCCGCAGCUCACCAUCAAAGAAUACGAGCAGGAUUCUGUCUACCACAUCGAUAUCACCUCGGUCGCAAGUGGCCUGUCAACAACACAGGAGAAUCGCACUCUCGACUGGAACGAGCGAGAUCAUGCAGACAGGAUCUUUGGAAACGUCAAAGGAAGAAGUCGAUGGUGGAAAACAGGAGAGUUUGAAAAGCUAACCCCUGGAGGCGAAGAGGUGGCAGGAUUCCUCCGGGCCGAGACGCUCAAGGACGGCAAAACAGCCUCGAAGUUCCUGGACGAUGAACAUGUACAAAGCUGGGCGAAAAACGUGGACAGCGGUGGCGGUUGGACAGCAGAGCAAAACUGGGGAUUCGAAGAGAUUGAAGAGAAGAGGUACUACACGCGACGGGUUGUGGUUGAGAAGGAAGGCAGUGUGCAGAUGGCAAGGCUGGUAUACAAUUACACAGGCAAGGUCGAGAAGAAAGAAGAAGAAGAUGACCAGGACCUGGCAUAUGGCGAGGAAUCGUAA
Messenger RNA from Exophiala aquamarina CBS 119918, 540 nucleotides. RefSeq lists its product as uncharacterized. Bases 1 to 540 code for a protein of 179 amino acids. The transcript has a single exon. The record is from RefSeq and is a predicted model, not a curated record. Lineage: Eukaryota; Fungi; Ascomycota; Eurotiomycetes; Chaetothyriales; Herpotrichiellaceae.